Molecule: messenger RNA, 1250 nt
Organism: Trichogramma pretiosum
Lineage: Eukaryota; Metazoa; Arthropoda; Insecta; Hymenoptera; Trichogrammatidae
Exons: 3
Coding region: 213-689 (158 amino acids)
Source: RefSeq, a predicted model, not a curated record
UGAAGCCAUAGGUAAACUGUCUGCCCAUGAGUAAUCGAAAUUACCCCUUCUUUGCAUUAGAUGUGUCCAGUAAUUGUGUGUUUAGGUUUUUCUCGCAAACACACCCAGCACAUUCGCUUAGUUGAGAAAUUCGCCCUCGAUGAAAGAGACGAUCGUCGAAUUUUCGAGCCGACGAGAACAAAUAAAAAAGAUAAACUACCCCAGGCGCGAUAAUGGACAACGCCAGCAAAACGACGAAGAAGAAAUUAUUGAAGAAAAAGUCGGCGAGUUUGCGCGAAGACAAAAGCGAGUCGUCGAGGCAGGAGGAGCACGAACUCGAGCUCGAGCCGUCGGAGCCGCCGUCGCAUCCGAGGCGACGAGCUAGGUCCGACAUCUUCGUGGAGACCUUCGGGAUCAAUCGUUGGACGAGGCCGCAACCGGACUCGGCGACGAGAGACUCGGUCGUCAUCGAAAUGAGCCCCGAGGCCGAUAGCUCAUUGGUGAACGAAGAAUCGUCAGUGAGAGAUAACGACUCGUAUCGACUAAAGGCCGGAUUAUGGUAUAAAAAACGACGACCAAGCGUGCUCUACGUGACACUGGUGAUAAUGGCCUGCGUGGCCGUCUUCGUCCUUUUCUACUUGCUCUACGUCUACCUGUCCAAUCAGCUCAUCUAUUACAAAUUUGCGCCCUAUGAGAACGACAUAAAAUGAUGGAGAGGCGAGCGACAACGACAAAACUCAACCACAGCUGCUACUGAACUUUUUUUUACUCUUUUGUAUCGCGCACACAACAAAACAGGCAUAUUUUAAAAAUAACGUGUUUUUCAUCUGGUUGAAUCGAUGAAAGGCCAAGACCGGCAAUUUUUAAUUGUAACGUUCACAUAAUUGUCAUUGUAGGCACAAAAGCAUAACUCGACGCAACACAUGCUAGAAUAAGAUAAAACAAUUACGUUGCCUACGUAUAAUGAUGCUGCGCGAUAGUGUAUUAUAGUUAUGUACAUAUUAGUGCGUGCAAAAUCAUUGACCCGUAGGCCGACUCUUUUUCCCCGAGCAGCUCCACCUGUGCGGAGUCAUGCAUUUAUUUUUACUCGUCGUAUACAUCGGCGGCCAAAGUAACACAUAAAAUGUUAAUGAAAGAAAAAAGAGGUUUUAUCUUUGGAACGGUAGAACCGAUCGACUCGAAGAUGCGAUCGAGCUCGAACGCGCGCGCCUAUAAAACUUUCUGUAGCAGCUGUGUGGUUUUUAAUAAAAUCAUAAAAAUACCGAAAAACA